UGCGAGGCGCGCUGACCCGUGACGCGGUGUGAGAUAGUCCCGUAGAACAGGUUGGACCGGCCUUGGGUGGGUGGAGGCCCGGAGAAUGGAAUGGAAUAUUACAUCCAACCCAGCGAUGUGAGAACGUCCGUAACACCGCCACUGCUGCGCCGAAUUCUUAGCCACAGACUGUAACGCCAACGUCAAACCCCGACCCGGGAGGACGACAGGACACCUGCCGACAGGCAUGUUCUAAGACAGAAGUGAGCGCCAUGACCACCAGUAAGCCAACCCCGCCUGAGUUUGCAGCCGGCCACUUCACCCUGUCCUGGAGUCUGGGCAGGGACAGUGACCAGGCGCGGCGGCCCCGCGGCAGGUACGAGCUCAAGUGUCUGUAUGAGGACCUCAGGCAAGACGCGGAGACAGAGACGGGCACAGUGAAGCGAGCAGUACAGAACGUGAUGGGAGUUCUCGCCUACCACCUGGAGGACACCCAGGCCGCCCGCCUGUACUUCGAGUCCGUCCUGGAGGAGGACGCCGUGAACGUGAACGCGCUGGAGAACUGCUGCUUCCUGCUCAGGAAAACAGACAAGUACGACCUGGCGGAGGGGUUCGAGGACAGGGCGAGGGCGGCGGUCGGGCAAACCGAGGCCGAGGCAGAUCAGGAAAUGGUGUCGUUGGUCAAAGCGAGGGCAAUGGCGGAACUCGGCUACGCAUGCGCGCUGGACGUUUUCAACGCGAGAACACAAGAUGAUCUCAUUCAGGUGUUCGAGAGAUCGAACGGCUACUACCAUCGCGCCCUUCGGAUUGGGACAGACAACGUGACGUCAUCCGAGCAGAGCCAAUGGCUGUUCGCCAUCGCCCUGAACUACAUCCGGAUCGACUCCUUACGUCAGGAGGCUAACCUUGACCUCUGCUACCAGGCGCUCGACCUCCUCAAAGACGUUGUGAAGAGCACGAAGUCGCAGUACUACAAGUGCAAGGCGCUGUGCUACACAGGGUUGCUCUUACAGAGUAGGUCCGCCCUGAAUAAGGGGUUCUCGGAAGAAUGUAUCCGGGACAGUGGAUAUUUCGAACAAGACCCGCUGGACUACUUCGGCGAGGCCAUACAGCAAGCCGGAGAAGACACCGCGAUUCUAAACAAACUCGCCAAAAUAUUCGUCCAGUCCGGGCGUUACCAACUCGCCCUGGAUAUCCUCAACGUCUCUCGUGCCAUCGUGCCCGACCAUACGCAGAAUCACUUCGCCUUUAGCAUCAGCGUGCAGGCCAACAAGAACAUGUACCUGGACCAACUAGCCAAGUACCGACAGGGAACCCUAGACGGCCGUCCGGACAAGAAGCUCCUCAACAAAGCCAGGGAGGACAUGCAGGCGAUUCUGGGGACACGCACGGGGGUGCACGCGUACCUGGAGCUGGCGGUGGUGUGCUACCACCUCGGGGUGGAGACCAUGGACGAGUCGUCGGUUGUAGCGGAGUUCGAGCUGGCGCAGGCGGUGGAGUAUGCAGCACGCGCACGGGACUGCGACAUGGGAGACUCCCUGCCCGAGGUGCAGCUGAUGCGAGGGAAGUGCCACCGCGCCAGGGGAGACGACUGGAAGGCGAUGGACGCGUUCAAACAGGCGGUGGAGAUGGAGCAUCUCAACGAAGGGGCUGCGCUCACGGAAUCCUACAAGCUCCUGGGAGAAAUCAUCCUCACCCUGCACAGGAGGGACAAAACCUGGCGGGAGGGCGCCAUCGACGAAAUGGAACUCUGGGUAACGGAGGGCCGGAAGCGCUACGUCGACUUCCUCCCAGAAUUCCACACGUUUUGCCGGCAGAACGUCAGUGACGUCAUGGAGCUGGGGAAAGAGAUGGUAAAGGCAGGCAGACUGGGCAUGGUCAGGCUGUGUCUGGAGGCUGUUUCCUCAGCCUAGUUCAAAGACUCAAACAGGGUAAAAAUUUGCAAAAUGGAUGCAAAACACAGUAUCGUCCAGUUUGGACAGAAAUGGGACAUACUUGAACAAUACAUCUUGAAGCAAUGCAGAGAAAGCACUCAAAAAAGUGCAAAAGUCCUUGAAAGAAGUACAAUCUAUUUCACUUUGUCUUUGGUAAAGAACCAGUCAAAAUCUUUCCAUCCAAACAUUA
Messenger RNA from Branchiostoma belcheri (Belcher's lancelet), 2103 nucleotides. RefSeq names its product tetratricopeptide repeat protein 22-like. NCBI's taxonomy places the organism in Eukaryota, Metazoa, Chordata, Leptocardii, Amphioxiformes, Branchiostomatidae. The record is from RefSeq and is a predicted model, not a curated record. The transcript is spliced from 6 exons. Gene Ontology annotation, molecular function: protein binding. The coding region runs from base 252 to 1892 and encodes 546 amino acids.